GGGGCGGGGCCUGCGCGGGGCGGGGCCGGCGGCGCGGAUGGCGGCGGCGCUAGGCGCCUGAGCGGGCCAUGAGCUCCGCCCGGCCCCAGUUCAGCAUCGAUGACGCCUUCGACCUGUCCCUGGAGGAUGCGGGUCCUGGGCCCGAGUCCAGCGGGGUCGCCCGCUUCGGGCCGCUGCACUUCGACCGCCGGGCCCGGUUCGAAGUGACGGACGAGGAAAAGCAGUCCGGACUGCGGUACCAGAACCUGGAGAACGAUGAAGAUGGCGCCCAGGCCUCUCCAGAGCCGGAUGCGGGAGCCAGUACCAGGGACUCCGACCCCGCCUCCGUGCGCGGCUCCCAGUGGUCCUUCAGCACACUCAGCACCAGCACCCAGCGCUCCUACAGGGCCUGCUGCAGCUGGGUGCAGCACCCCCUGGUCCAGAAGAACCACCGCGUCGUGCUGGCCUCCUUCCUGCUGCUACUGCUCGGCCUGGGGGUGUUCGCGCAGGCCACAGCGGGGAGGCAGCUGAGCUGGGCUUCCGAGGGAGGUGUCUGGCCCGGGCAGCUUCUGCUCAGCGGGCGGGAACCAUCAGGCCUAACGGGAGCUGGACUGGUGCCCAGCCCUGCCCUCACCCUCGCCACUCCACGCAGUGUUGAUCCUGAUCGGCGUGGGACUGGAGGUGGCCCCCAACCCAGGUGUCUCCAGUGCCAUAUUCUUCGUGCCUGGCUUCCUGCUGCUGGUCCCUGGAGUCUACCACGUGAUCUUCAUCUACUGCGGUGUCCGGGGUCAUCGGGGCUUCCAGUUCUUCUACCUGCCCUACUUCGAGAAGUGAGCUGAGCCGUCGGAAGUGAGCCCCGCCCCCAACCCCCGCUCGUGUCCCCUCAUCUUCAGGGAAAUACUCCCAAGACCCCGCAGUCCCCUCGGGACUUUACUCAGGAAGUUCGGGGGUGCAGACCCCCACCCCAACGGCUCAGCCUUGGAGCCAGGGAAAAGCGCCUCGUGCCUGCUCUGUGCCUUAACGUAUUCCCACUUGGGGGCUGCGGAUUGGUGUCUUUCAUGUUAAUAAAGGGGUCGUUAUUUCCAGAAGAGAUGGUUGCAGUUUCCUUCCUGUGGGCUACAAACUCUCCCGCAGGAACUGGAAGUCACCCCAGGACCACUUACCCGCCCCCCACCGU
This is a messenger RNA of Sorex araneus (European shrew), 1156 nucleotides long. RefSeq names its product transmembrane protein 134 (gene TMEM134). The record is from RefSeq and is a predicted model, not a curated record. Bases 69 to 818 code for a protein of 249 amino acids. NCBI's taxonomy places the organism in Eukaryota, Metazoa, Chordata, Mammalia, Eulipotyphla, Soricidae. The transcript has 7 exons.